This is a messenger RNA of Electrophorus electricus (electric eel), 2241 nucleotides long. RefSeq names its product SRY-box transcription factor 11b (gene sox11b). Gene Ontology annotation, cellular component: nucleus. The record is from RefSeq and is a predicted model, not a curated record. Gene Ontology annotation, biological process: positive regulation of transcription by RNA polymerase II; brain development; camera-type eye morphogenesis. Gene Ontology annotation, molecular function: RNA polymerase II cis-regulatory region sequence-specific DNA binding; DNA-binding transcription activator activity, RNA polymerase II-specific. Lineage: Eukaryota; Metazoa; Chordata; Actinopteri; Gymnotiformes; Gymnotidae.
GGCCAGUAACUUUGCAAAGAGGUUUGACUGAGCUUGAGUCUGAGAAGGUAAAUCACUGCGAGCACACCGAGUCUAACGUGUCUUUGAACUUAAGAAACUGUGAAACACAACACGGAACAUGGUACAGCAAACGGAGCACAGCGAGACUGAGAGUAGCAUAUCUCGGGAAGCUACGGAUACGGAGGAAACAGAACUGAUGGCUUGCAGCCCGGUGCCACCAAAACCCGACUGGUGCAAGACAGCCACCGGGCACAUUAAACGACCGAUGAACGCGUUUAUGGUUUGGUCAAAGAUUGAGAGGAGAAAGAUAAUGGAGCAGUCUCCGGACAUGCACAAUGCCGAAAUCUCCAAAAGACUGGGGAAGCGAUGGAAAAUGCUGAAGGACAGUGAAAAGAUUCCCUUUAUCCGGGAAGCCGAGCGGUUGCGUCUACAACACAUGGCAGACUAUCCUGACUACAAGUACAGACCCAAGAAAAAACCAAAGCUUGACAAUUCUUCAAAACCAGCCGCGCUAUCACCGGAGAAGACCAGCAGCAAAAGUGUCAAAGCUCCAGGAAAGAAGUGCACGAAAAUGAAGCCCAGUAAGCCGGGGACCAUUACUACAAAACCCUCACAAGAUGUUCGCUACAACUACGUUUUCACAAACUUAAAGGUGAGCAAGUCCGUCAAAAGGGAGCUUACAGAUGACGACGAUGACGACGACGACGACGACGACGAGGAUGAUUACGAGGACGAGCUGCCAACUCGGAUUAAAGCUGAGGAAGACGAGGAGCAGAUCAGACCGUACAACGUCGCCAAGGUCCCCGCGAGCCCCACUCUGAGUUCUGCUGCGGAGUCAGAGGGCGCGAGCAUGUACGAGGAGUCCAGGCACGCGGGCGCUGCAGCCGGCAGCAGACUGUUUUACAAUUUCAAGAACAUAACCAAGCAGAACGCAGCGCACUCCGCCUCGGUCUCACCAGCAUCUUCCUUCAGGUCCGUCUCCACUUCGUCUAGUUCCAGCGAGGACGCGGACGACUUGCUUGUUGACUUCAGUUUAAACUUGGCAGCAGGCGCGCACGGAGCGGAGCUGGGGAGCAAUUCAGGAAAUCUUUGUCUUUCUCUGGUGGAUAAGGAUUUGGACUCUUUCAGCGAGGGCAGUCUCGGCUCUCACUUCGAGUUUCCGGACUAUUGCACCCCCGAACUCAGUGAGAUGAUUGCGGGUGACUGGCUAGAGGCAAACUUUUCUGAUCUAGUGUUCACGUACUAAAUGUGGGCUGAUUCUCCUGCGUAAGCGGGGAGGUGUCUCGCAUCUUCAGGUCAUUUAGAAUUGCCUCCUAGGCUUGCUCCCUGCCCGGGGAAAGGAAGCGAAACCAGAUGCGUUACGACAAAGGUGACAUCGCAAAACGUGACAUUUUUCGCCACGACAGGGUUUUAUGGUUUCUGUGUGGGCCCGCAGUGAAACUGCUAAAGUGGGGGUGGACCGCAAAAUGUAAAAUCUGAACUAUGCAGUCCCAUUCCACCAAUAUCUCUCUACAGGGAGUUGAAACGCGGCUGCAGCUCUGAAAGGAGGCAAAUCUGAAACACUGUUCAGGAUGUAACUUUUUCCGAGGUUUUGUGAUUUCUGUACAAAUGUUUGUUUUGUAAUCGGUUCCGUUUCUCUCCAGGUGUGGAGAUAACUGUUCUAGAACACAGGUAUGGCAGGAAGCAUUUUGAUACAUAACCAACAUACCUCAUCUUUUUAAAAAAGUGAAAUAUUUUCUGGCAUAUUUUUGUACAGUUAAAGGGAAUGUUCUUACUGUGCUCUCAGUGAGGUUUCUUCAGGCACUUCUACCCGGUUUCAUUGGUUCAAGCAUGCAAGAGUUAAAUCAGAUCAUCUUGCAUCCAAAUGCCUUGUUAUCCUUUCGGUCUAGGUUGUGUACAAUUGUAGAUCUGACGAUGCGUUUCUAUAAAGAUGUACAAUGGAAUUGGGGAAUUUUAGACCUCAUUGCUGGUACUAGAUUCAAGAUUGUAUAUGUUGUGUAAUAUAGUAAAUCUAGGAGUUUAUGUAUAUCAGUGUGAAUGGGUCCCAAAUAGCAGGUGUGAAACUUGGAUUUGUUUUGCAUUUUUACCAUCUUAAAGAACUGUUUUUGUUUUGUGGGUUUUUUCCAUUAUUUUGUGCAAUAUAAUCUUAAAAUGGACCAUCUGCGUUUUGUAGCAAAGGAAAUGCGUUACAUGUCGUCAUGCUGAAGUCUGUAUCUUGACAAAUAAAUCAGCUGGAACUGA